Messenger RNA from Adelges cooleyi (spruce gall adelgid), 1050 nucleotides. RefSeq lists its product as uncharacterized. Gene Ontology annotation, cellular component: membrane. Lineage: Eukaryota; Metazoa; Arthropoda; Insecta; Hemiptera; Adelgidae. Gene Ontology annotation, biological process: sensory perception of taste. The transcript is spliced from 5 exons. The record is from RefSeq and is a predicted model, not a curated record. Bases 1 to 1050 code for a protein of 349 amino acids.
AUGGCAAUACAAGUGUGGAUGUUUAUCGGGAUGUCGAAAAUCAUUAUGAAGUCGUUGGCCAAUAAGAAAACAAACGGUUGUUCGGAGAACAAGGACUGUAGUGCGUUAGGUGUGCUCAUCUCGCAUGUAACAAUAUCGCCAGUAAUAUUAGUUUUGGUCGCGUUCCGGUUGAAAAAAACAACCCGUUGCAUGAACAUGAUCGUAGUCCUGUUGCUUCGGUGUCGGUACUCGCGCAGGUUGCCCGUCGCCUCGUUUGCCGUACUGGUGUUAAUGAUCUCUAUGAUACUCAAAAUCGGAGUUUCCCUAAACUAUUCCAAACAAAUAUUCCCAAUAGUUUUUUAUGCUUUUUACGCAUCGUUUACGUGCCCCCUAUUAAUCGUGCACCUGGUUAGCAUUAUGUGUUUGGUAUCACAGAACUCCUACGAAGACAUUAACAGAGAAAUGGGAAUACUAUGCAGUUUGAUAUUAAAAUCUGAACGGGCGUUGCGUUUGACAUCGUUGAUGAACGAUCAUUGGUUUCUUGAAGACUUUAUUGAACAUAUAUCCAACACAUUCGGAGCUGAGUUAUUAUUUAUCAUGAUGGACAUUUAUAUUCAGUUAUUGUUGUGUUUCUUUAUACUUAUAUGGGAAAAUAUUGUUCAUAAAGUAAAUGUGGACAGUUUCAUGUAUGCUAAUGUAGGCAUACACAUAUGCAUUAUGGCGGGGAAUUUGAUUUACUUGUGUCAUAGAUGCAAUGCUACUGUCAAAGAGAGUCGAAGGAUAAUUUUUGAAAUGCACCGCUUAAGAUGUGUAUUGUACGACGAUCCAAUUGGUCAAGCUAUUCUAAAAGUGUUCACACUUCGAGUCAAUAGCCGGGAAGUUCAUAUUGCAGUAUUGAAGUUAUUCAAUAUAAAUCUACCUCUACUAUGUGGUUCGGCAAGCCUUAUGUUCACGUAUUUUUUAGUGCUUGUUCAAUUUCAAAUAGAUGGUUACAAACACUCAUCAAGAGAACUGAAUAUAACUAAAAUGGAUAAAUGUGAAAAAUGGCCAUGUAUUAGCAAAGGUCAAUAA